Molecule: messenger RNA, 5032 nt
Organism: Frieseomelitta varia
Lineage: Eukaryota; Metazoa; Arthropoda; Insecta; Hymenoptera; Apidae
Product: protein piccolo-like
Exons: 12
Coding region: 16-4503 (1495 amino acids)
Source: RefSeq, a predicted model, not a curated record
UCACCAGGUCACUUAAUGCUCUCGGUGGAUUCAGCCAGACGGCUGAAUUGUCUUCCUCGGAAUUCGGACGGUCUAGUAACAGGACUUUGUCCCGCGCCUCCUCCACCGCCGCCGCCACCUCCUGGUCAAGUACCAGCCAUGAGGAUCAACACCGUCGAGGCACCGACGACGAAAAGACCGCAGAUCCCCAGCAACGAUGCUUACGAGCCGCCAGCGGCCAUUCAGAACGCGAUGCUGACCAAGGAUAAGAAACCGUUCACGUACACACCGGGAAUGGGCGGGAAAUUGGACCUGUCUCAGAUCCGUAGCCCGCGAAUGGCCCGGCGUGUGGCGAAAAACGCGAACGACGAGGGAAUCGAGGGUCCGCCGAAGUCGGCGCUCGAACCGAAGCCGACACCGCCGCCGAACACCGGGGCGAGUUUGUUUGUUCAACCCCAAGUAGCAAUCCCUGUCUUCCCGACCAAUGUUCCGGUUCAACCGACCGUCAACAGGACGCCUGCCAACAAGACGCCACCGACGUCGCCUGCCAACAGGACUCAACCUACCACACCAGAGAAACAACAGGAAUCGCCGAAGCUCGUGAGCAAAGUAGAGGCCAAAGUAACUCCGACGAUCACGAUUCAACCGAACACGCCCGAGAGUGUCCCGAGCACGCCGACACAAGUGACUCUGGCAAAGGCACCGACACCGUGGCUACAAAACAAGAACAAACCGCAGGAGGAGUUGCCGGAAUGGGCGAAACGUUCCAGCGUGACCAGGCAGCAGAGUUCAUCCACGUCUUCGCCGGAUAGCCCAUCGUCGCCGCCGAUUUACACGCCGUCCUCGAUUCAGCAACAGACGCAGCAGCAACAGCCGCCACAGUGGCAGCAAACGCAGCAGAGGCCGCAGUCUCAGCCACCUCAACAGACUCAGCAGAGACCGCAGCAGAUUCAACAGCCUCAACUGUAUCAAUAUCAGCAACAGCAGCAGCCCCAGCAGUUCAAUCAACAACAGAAACGUCCGUUCUCUAGUCCUGUAACACAACAGGUGAAUGCUCCAGCGCAGCUGCAGGAACGCGUGAUACCAAUCCGCAUCGAGGACAGACCUUCCGUGUUCGACGUGAAACCAGAGCCUGGUCACCAUCAGUUCAAGCAACCGAGUCCGCACCACCAACAACGAUGGGGACAGCAGCCUCAAAAUCAGAUCCAGAUUCAGAAUCAAGCCCAGAACCAGAUUCAGAAUCAGGUGCCUCAACAAUCGUCGGGUGGUGCGUAUAUCAUACCGAUCAUGAUCGAGGGAAGCGACAAGAAGCCAGCUACUGGUGCUGCUACUUCCAACAGCCCGUACUCGCAACCGAUCGUCAGGAACAACGUGCCCAACGUUGAGAAUCCGAAUGUGAAAGUGGUGACGCAGCGUAUUAUACCUGUGCAAGUGCAGCAGUCGGAUUCCGGUCCGGUUCAGUCUCGAUCGUUCAGAGUUCUUCAGAAGAUCACAGACACCGACUCGUCGAACGACGUGGACACCGAGCAGAUGCGUAAACUUCAGUUGUCGGAGGACGACAGGAUUCUGAUGAGCAAGUUCAAGGAACAAAUCGACAACGAAUCUUCUCUUCAUCACGAGGAAGACCCGAGAUAUCGCGGUGGAGCCAUACCAUCUCGCGCUUUCCGUUUCCUGCAGACUAUGACGGAAUCUGGCGACGCUCCUGCCCCUGUGAACACAACGCAACGGCCACCAUCCGCCAUAAACAAGAAGCAGAACAGGAAUUCGAAGACGUUCGAAGAAACGCAGGCAAAUCUACCACCAAGCGAGCAGCAGGUACCAGAACCGAAGAAAUACAUGGGCAGCGCGAUUCCCUCCAGAUCGUUCAGGAUAUUGCAGGCGAUGACAGCACCGGAGAGCGUCGCCACGCAAGAAAAUCGUCAAGCAGAUUACCACUGCCAAACAGAGAAUAACGUGCCGGGCAAUCAGCAGGGUGUCUUCCUCUCUCCCUGUCCGCCUCCAUUUUGGACCCCAGACAAUGGCUGGUGGGGUUACUAUCCUCUUCCGUAUCCUGGUGCCGCGAACGACUCCUAUCCUUAUCAUCCCGACAACACCGCCUACGUGUACUUUCCAAUUUACAAUCAUCAACAAAAUUACCCAGUACCUUACCCUCAGUACGAUCCGACGACCAACGAUAAAAUGAACGCGUACGCCAGUGUCUAUCCACCUUACGUCGCCCCUGCUCCUCCGCAGAGUAACAACAAUAACUGUAGCCAUAACUGUCAACAAGCCGGUCGUACCGGCGAAAAUCCCCUACUAGCAAAAAUUCAUCCAACGACGAACGUUACAGAUAUUCCAGAUAUUCCACAGAAUAUUCAGGAGCAUAACCUAGGAGGAAACAGAGGAUACGAAAGUAGAAUUAUAGGGGAGAGUGACGACGCGAAGGAUCAGCCACAGGAUCAGCAGUGGGAGAAAGGGAACAGCGUGUCACGUACGGCGAGCAACAGUAGCAAGGACAGCGAUUGUACCACCGCGAUGAAUAUCACCGACGAGGAGGAGAUACCUGACGAGAUCGUCAUAUCAGAGAUAAACGAGGACGAUCAGUGUCCGGAGAUGCCGGAGACGAAGCAUUGCCCGAACGGAAGUCUCAACGUUAACGUUCCGAAUUACACUUACAUCGACACGAGCGACUCCAGCGACUCCACCGACUCUGAGUCGCAAUCCGACAACGAGUCGAUCAUCGAGUCGUUCAAAAGCGAUUCCAACGAUUCUUCUACGUCUUCUUCGGACAGCGACGACUCCGAUUCUUACUUGGCCUAUUCUACGCGGCUGAAUGCUCACGGGAGGAGCACGGAGAACGACGACGAGAGGAAUUCGUCAGGAAAAGAGUCCUGCAACGAGGAAGAAAAUUCCGAGUCGUCUGACAAGAACAACUCCAACUCCGACGACGUCGAAGAACAGGAGCAGGAGUUGGAGAAAACGGAGAUCGGCACUUUCCCUCAUCAAUUGAGCGUGAUUUACGAGGACGUCGAACAACCGGAGUCCGAAAGUCCUAGACCUCAAGAGUGUCGAAGCGUCAAAGGUUGGAACGGGACGCCUUUUGAAGCGAUCGACGAUCCUCCCGACGAUUCCGACGCGCCGACGGUCAGCGUCAGCCUGCCAUUAAGGUUCAAAUUCUCCGUGUCUGAAAACAACGAGGACGUGACCACGGUGAUCGUCGGAGACAGCACGAUCAAGCCCGAAAGAGGUUAUAACAGGGAAGAAAGUAGGAGAUCGAAGACUCAGGAGGGUAAGAGUCAUUCGGAAAGGACUGCCGAAGUUUCCGCGAAUUUUGUAGUUAAAAAGGAGAGUGUCAAUGCCAAACGAUCAAAGCCGAAGGAUCUGUCUAACGAAAGAAUCAAGGAUGAAACCGUGGAGAGUAAGACGAAAGAGAACGAGGAUCCGGUGGUACCUCACGUGAAUUUCACUUUGAGAAAGAUUCCUACUAGGUUUAGCAAAAUCAAUUGCGGAGAGACUGUGGAGACAGAGUUCACGAUCAGGAGGAAGACGAGCAUGAAGAGGGAGGAUGACAGGACGAACAAAGUCCACGAAGAACGCGCGAAUGUGAAAAUUAACGAUGAUUCAGCGAGCAGAGAGAACAAUGGGAGUAAUUCCGUUUACGUGGCGAAGGAAAUCAGUUCGGAGACGCGCGACUUUAACAGAAACGUUCUGAAGCCGGAAGUGAUCGUCUCUGAAUGCAAAUGGACAGACGAGUCCUCGCAGCGCAACGAAAGACCUCCCGACAAGUUUCAAAACGCGGACACGAAGGUAGAACGAGUGGACGAUACGCAAGAGAACAGCGACGAUUCGAAGAGAAGCAAGACCGAGGAGGACGCCGAGGAGAAAACAGGGAAAGGGUCGAAGCACCUGCUGAGCGUACAGAAUUCUCGGGAAGAGACGGAUGACGAGGACAGUGGCGUCACUUCCGACAUGAGCCGCAUGAUCUCCGAGGCAGACACCGACUCGGAAUGCACCUCGUCGAAGAACAUGAGGAAGUAUCAGAGAACUCAGACGCACUCGAGAUUGUUCAGGCUUCUGAACGACGACUCGAUCCUUCCGGAAGUUGCCGAGAAAAGCAACGAGUCCUCAACGACGAAAGCCUACCUCAGCCUACCUUUGAACAGCAACAAUUUCAAUUACGACGAGAAUUAUUGUUCCAAUUACUCCAGCGGCGUAACCUCUCCAGAAUAUUCGCCGAUCAGCGAACAAUCGUGGAAAAGGCUUCACGACGCGGACAGCACGGCGAUACCGGAUCAAAAUGGCGACGUCUUCCGUCAAGGUCAUCCCCUGACGCGAUCCCAAGAUCGAAUUUCCUGCAAAGAGGACCCGUACUACCAAGCGUGGAAAACCUCGCGAUCUCCGGCGCAAUCGUUGGAUCACGAUGUCGUGCCAUCGUUGGCCUUCAAGGUACUCGAAAGUAGAAGGCCGUUGUGGUCGUACAAGGUCCAGAUGCAACGGAUUACUGAGCAAGGACGGGUGCCUCCUUCAGAAACAUGGCAUUGCUAGUGUGUUUUCUCUCCUCCCUUUUCUUUUUUUACUUUUUAUUUUGUUUACGACGAUUCGUAGCGAUUCGUUUUAACGCGACGACCAUCGAUACCGCCAGGAGUUCUCCUGACAUCUUUUCACGUCACGCCAUCGUAUUUGUUGCCCCCGUAUAGUAUUUCGUCUUGUCCCUUCCACUUUCUUUUCUCUUCACUCCUUUUUUUUUCCCUCUACCUUCUAAUCCCACGGUGUGUGCAUAUUGUUAGAACACGAUGAUCCUUAGGGAGAUCGAUCGAUCGAUCAUUCGAACGAUCGAAGGCUAACGAUAUCCACUUUUAUCGAAUCACGCGACUGGUUUCUCUCUGCUACUUGGGAAAUUGAGCUGAAUCGGCGACUGGUCGCGAUGAUUCCCUGUUUCGUCAUCUUCUCGAGAAAGAAAAGGAAUCGAUGCGAACGUGCAUUCGCACCAAUACCGUCAUGUUACCUCGAUCUUAUCAUUGUGCUAUAUUUAUGUAAGUUGUGUAAAAUAAAUUAUUUGUAAAGUUCACAUUAA